Messenger RNA from Stegostoma tigrinum, 7209 nucleotides. RefSeq names its product kinesin-related protein 4-like. The coding region runs from base 144 to 2591 and encodes 815 amino acids. The record is from RefSeq and is a predicted model, not a curated record. The transcript has 12 exons. NCBI's taxonomy places the organism in Eukaryota, Metazoa, Chordata, Chondrichthyes, Orectolobiformes, Stegostomatidae.
GUCUCUAACAUUUUGAGUAAAAGUUCACCUGCUGUUUCGAUGUACACGGUUAAGCAGUUAUUUCUUUACCAGCCAACAGUGUAUUUGGAGAACAUACAUGUUUUAAGACUUAAGAGAAUUAUCAGGCAACAUCUUGUGAGAUUAUGGCAGCAUCCCAGAAAAUUGCUUUUGAAGAGAUGCCUGAUAGCCCUGCACUCUCCCCAGGAUUUGGUUCAGCAACAUUGGGAGAUCUGCAACAGAUUCAAAAGAACAGCACUGAGAACCUGAGAGGGAAUUUAAGAUACCAUAAUGAAAGAUCAAAAGAUUCCAAUAGACAGGACUCCUACUGCCAUGAUAAUGAACCUGAAAUGAAGAAUAUAAGAAAGGGCUGCCCGUGCCCUGGAUUCACACCUAAUCAGAGUUCUGAAUGCUGCAUCAGUAAUGCUGAAGCAAAGUCCAAGCAUCUCCAAAUAGAACAGAGUGAUUCUACAGAGAAUGUUUCUUUGCUGCACUGUUUUCAUUCAUUGCAAGAGAAAUCUUUGUAUUCUUGCCAUUCUGAAGAAGUAGAAAAUCAAUUAUCAUGUAUACAUGAUAUAGUUAGACAGAGUGGCCUGAAACAAGCAGGGAUGCAUCAACAACAAAUUGAUUUAGAGACAAUCGAUAAUGUCAUAGGAGAUGAGCUUGAUGGUAAACUCUCUUCUGGCCAUCACUUCUGUAAUGAUGCUCCAGAAAGCACAGCCCCAGAGAAACAUAUUCCAUCUCUUUUAAAGAAUCCUGUGAAAUUACCUGAUGCAGCAACAGAAAGAAUCUCUUGUUCAAAUCGAUCCAGUCCGAGGAGGUCACAGUCAGAGCAUUCUCUUACAGAAAGCAACAAUGAAACAAAAUCUAAGUUGCAGCUUGUAUCUUGCAGCAAAAGUGUUGAACAAUUAAUUAGUUCACCAAUUGAGAGUACCGUGUCCCUAUUUUCCUCCUCCUCCUCAUUAUCCUCGUCCUCAUCAUCAUCCUUGCAUUCCAUUUCAUCACUGGUAGAAGGCAGAACUCUGGGGUCAGAACAAAAAAGUUAUCGUGCAGAUUCCAGUAAUGCUUCCAAGCCAAGCAUAUCACAAACUGGUGGCAACAUGUCUAACAAAGCUGAGGCUACAGAGAUGGACGCACCCCAAGACAGCCAUGUGACUCUUCUCAGAGCCCUCCUUACUGAAAAAGAUGAGGAUCUCAAUCAGCUCAACAAAGAAAUGAAAAAACUUCAGCUUAUCAACAAGCAAUUAUUAGAGGAACAGUGCUUAAUAAUGUCAACAAAUAAAAGACUUCGCGAUAAGACUAAUAAAGUUCUCGAAAACAAGGUGAAAGGAGGCACAAGUGAUUCUCAUCCCACUGCACCUGUACUGCUUCAGCAAAGAAAUGAAGACCUAAUUAGAUACCUCAAAGAUCUCCAGGACGCCAAUGAUAGUGCUGUCAAUGAACUCAUGAAGGCUGAUGAGGAAAUCUCGCAACUGAGAGGCGAAAUGGCUAAACUAAGAUCAACAUAUGCAGAAAAGCUGCAGGAUGCCAAGAAACAGAAUGACCACCUUCAAGAUAAGAUUAACAGAUUGCAAUACCAUCCAUCCCAACUUACUUUGGAGGAGGAUGCUUUUGGUUUAUUGGAUGAAAUCCAUCAAUUACGGAAUGAGUCCCGAAAGCUUAGAGAAGUCAACCAUAAACUUGUUGAAGAAAACCGUCAAUUGAAGGAAGUGCUGUGGGAUUUCAAGCAACAGCGGGAAUGGCUCUCAAAGAAAAACUUCAAGAAAAAGAAGGUUGAAAUUACCAAAAAGGGUAGGGGUACAAUGUCUGCGAGGAAGUUGGAUCUACCUAAAAAGGAAGAGGAGACUGCCCAGCAGAAAACAUCUUCUCUUCCAUUCCAGUCACAAGAAGCAUCUCUGUCUUCACAGUUCAAAUUUGAAUAUUUCAACAUUGAAGAGAGGAGUAGUUCAAACAAAUCGAGUGAGCGAGUGACCUUUAAUCCAAGUCUACAAACAUGGGACGAUGAAGAUAAAAGCCGAGCUACAAGCAACGACUCUCCCAUUUCAGUGGAUAGCGACAACACAGAGGUUCUACUUGCAUCUUGCAAUGAUUUGAACUUUGAUCAGGGCUCAAAUUCAAAAAAACAGUGUCUUAAAGGUAACCUGUGUGAUCUGGAUGGGGACAGCGAUGAUGAUACAUCAUCAAUAAGCCAAAUUAAUGGUCAAUAUCAGUUCCCACAGUGUUCCAAUUCAAUUCCUUGUAACUCCACAGCUUCAUCCCCUGAAAUUUGGGUCAGCUGCCUCAACAGAAAAAACACAGGGAGGUCUAUUGACAAGGGAGUGCUGCCCCGACGUCCAUUCGCUCCCAGGAGCAUUGCAGAUCUGAAAAUUGGGCAUCUUGUUAAAUUCUCCCGCCCUGCAGGGAAAAUCAGCAAAGGAUUGGUUAAAUACUUGGGUCACUUACCAGGUCGACAGGAAGCAUACCUGGGUGUAGAACUGGAAGGUGAUGAAGUAGGGCGGCAUAAUGGAACAUUUGAAGGAGUUUGUUAUUUUGUUUGUAAAUUGAACAAAGGUGUCUUUGUAAACUUCAAUAAAGUUAUUAUGGCGUGGGAGUAGAAAUAGAAAGGAAGGCAAGUUACUUCUGAUGUGAAAUAGAAAAAAAGCCACCCGCUUUCCACCAGACUUAAAAUUCCUUCCAUCUCAAACAAGCAGCAUCCUCUUCUCAGAAUGAAGUGACGUCAUGCGCCUCAUUUUAUCUUGUUUUUAGAAGAGGCGAAACUGGACUCAGUGAAACUUAAUGGCUAAUUAAAGAUUUGAUUUUCAAGAAUACCAGUGAUUGAGUUAAAACCAUUUGUGAAAGAAUUAGACUUGAUUAAAAUUAGCCAUUGAAUUGUUUGAUGUAUAAUUUCGAAUAUGCCAAACUAGCAAUGUAGCGAAAAAGCUAACACGAGGGCAAAAAGCGAACAACUCAAGAGUAAGCCCAGUUGCAAUGUCUAUCAUGUGUAAAGAUAUGCAGUUCCACAGGGGUUUUGUAAAUCAAGCUGCAGUCAUUUUCAAAGUUCUUAUUGACAUCAGACAAGAAAAACCAUGAGGUCCAUGAAAACCAAUGGUUGCGAGAGUUGGCAAUGCAAUCUAAGCAGAUCCAGAAGCAAAAGCCCUUGGAAAAUGUUGAAUAUAUGCAAACUUAUGUUUAUUGGUUCAAGUUAAACAACAUGCAUUAGUCAAUUGCCCAUUCAUUUUCAGAGAUAUUCUUGACACCUACCAUUAUUCUUCCUUUUGUUGCAAUCUCCAUAAUGACUGAAAAUUUUCAAAGUGAAAUUUGAAAUUUCAAUUAUUAGCUGAAAGAGUGACACACAUGAAGAAUUCACCUUAUAACAUUUUGCUGUGACAUAUUUUAGCACUAUUACCAUUAAGCACCACUUUGUUUUCAUCGGUACCUGAUAUUUUAAAUUACCAAAUAAAACAGAUUAGUUUCUACAUUUAAUGACAAACUGAAAACUUAAAUUUGUUACAUCACAGUCUGUUAAAUGAGCAUCCAAUCCUCAUUCAAUCAAUCCAAAAUGAGUACUGUUCCAAAGGGAUUUAUUCCUUUUCUUUUCCUAAUGGUACUUUUCAUAAUGUGAAUUUUACUAUGGGUUCUCCAUUUAAUUUCAAUCAGAUGUAUCCUCUAACCUUGUUUAAAUUCCUCACAAACUCAGUCUUUGAACUGAACUUGAGCUCCCACUUUCAGCCCACAUGGUGAACAAUAGGGUCGGUAUUUUCUCUGCUUAAGGUACAGAUUUUAUCUUUUUUUUUGUUUCACCCUUCUCAGCUGAUUGCAACCCCACAAUCGCAACUCUCCUAGUGUGUGAUAUUUCUGAGUUUAUCGGAAAGCAUACAACUAUGAUCUUUCAAUGGCUUCCUCAAUCCUUUUCUCCAUUGCAAAGGGAAACACAUUAGUAUUUCUACUUGUAUACAAAGCUAAUCUGCUAUCUUUGAUCACACUGGCCUUUCACCUUAGAAACACAGGGCUAUGUUCGCACAACUAUCCACAAGUUCAUUUUGAUAGCAUCUUACUGACUUUUGGGAAACUAGGAAUUUUGGGCUUAGAAAUAGCAGUCAUUGUUUCCAAAUGUAAAUUCCUUGUGUAUCCCCAUAAUAAAAUAGUCUGAGCCUUCCUUUGAUCUUUUAAAAAAUAAAACACACAGAUUUAGUGUCAGGCAGGCUAAGGCAUACAUCACAUCGCUUCUUUGAAUUCCCCUAAAUUUAAUGUUACAGUCCAAACUCCAACAUUCCUGUCAAUCAAAGUGUUAUCCAAAAAAAAAUCCCAUUGUAACAUCCUCUAAAUUAAUUCAAGUUAGAACUCAACAUUCAGCUCCCUCCCCUCAACCCUGCCCCUUUCAAAUUGGCAUUCUUCACCCAAUCUCCCUUCAAGGCUGAAAACUGUUCACCCUUCUGAUUUGCACUUUAACCCCAACACCUUUUUUUCCCCAUUUUACCUCGAGUUUUAUUUUAAAGAGCAAUUGAGCGCACGAUCCAUCUUUUGUUUGAAAUUGUAAGCUUUUCUUUAUCCGCCUUGUCUGAUAUCCACAGUAAAAGGGUGGGUGCAUUGGAUUUUCCAAGGCAAUUUCCCUUGUAUCCUGCAACCUGCAGGGACACAUAUUCUCCUCUGUUUCUGAACUUACAGCGUACUCACAAGCAAUUCAGAGCUAAGUUGCUUAUGGCUCCAACAAUAUUCAACCAUUAUGUGCCACACUCUGCAUUUGCACAUCAAGUCGUAUCUAUAGUUUCACCUCCUACUAUUAAGUAGACUUUAAGAAUCUACAGUUCUCUAUACCUGUAUGUACAUCACAAUGACUGAACACUGAGGAAAGUUUGUAAUUUCCUGUGUUUUCAAAGGCAAAAAUACAAGAUAUUCAUGAAUAUUUAAUGAUUAUGCUGAUGAUAAUUCUGUCAGAUACCUAAUUGCAACUGUGCAUUUUAUGUUACCUGCUAAAUCAAAUGUUACCAGCAAACUGCAGCGUAAGUUUCAAUUCUCCUUCCUUAUGCAGAUAGUGAUUUUUUUUUCUGAAAUACCAUGUGAUAUUCAUGUUAAGUUAUUCAGAAUUAUAGAAACUUGUGUCAUUAUAUACUGACCUUAAAGUUUCCAGGUAAUAAAUUAUAAAUUAUUUUUCUGAGCAGAAUCUCAGAGAAUCAAUCAGGCAUCACUGAAAACCAACUAUUGCAGACAGAAAACUACUGACUAAACCGGGCUUGUGACAACAAGGGCAUAUUUUCCUUUUUAUAUAUAAAUCAUGUCAAUGUGAUUUCAGGAUUUUCAUUGACAGGACAUCUUUGGUACCACUUUGUUGUCUUAGCAUCUCAAUUCUCCUGCCUUUCAGUUUUUCACCAUUGUAAAGAUCUGUGACCAUAGACUACAUUACAAAGGAAAAAGAUAUUCAGCACAUUCCCUGGUGUGGUUGUGUCAUUUAAACUUUGCACUAGGAAUGAAAUGAUACUUUUGAUUGUGACCCUACAUAUUGAAACGGAGAAUAUGUGUGGACAUGAAAUCAUUCCUGGUAUGAUCUAUACACUAGGGUGGGAUUUGUUCAGAUUAACCAUAAAUAAGUUAUUUCUCUAAUACAUUAUCAUUGAAAUCAUUUUGGCACUUUCUGGCAAAUAUUUUGUUUUGCGUGACUUUUCUAUAUGUAAAUACGAUGCUCUGUUUGUUAGUUGUCAUUUGUUUAAUGUUGUCAAAUUCAAUUUGUUAAAAUGAAUGUAAUAUCUGAACUGUUAGUAAAUGAACUGUUAUUGGUUAAUUAUGACUUAAAGUGUUUUUACUAAGUCAAUAACGGAAGUGCGUUGAAUACUGAUUUGUCGAUGAGUUUUUUUUAAACCGCAAGUCGCAUUCAAGACCUAUUCGAUAUCUUAUCUGCCAGUAAGAACAUUAACCCCACUUUUGACUUGGGGCAUCAGUAUAGUGGGUGGAAACUAGUGCAGAUCUUGACACAAUCGGGCUUGAGAAAUCUCAACUCCUGGGUCUUAUCUGCAUCAGCUCCGUCAAAUUUUCCCACUGAAAUCUGUGAACUGUCAGACAUCAGGAGGUCACUGCCACAGAGCCAAGGAAUGCUUACAGGUGUAUGGAUAAAUUCGCCAGACAAAGUUCAGGACAGCCUGACAAUCACAGAAUUCCUCAUCCACCUGGUCCAAGAGGAAAAUCGAAGAAAAAGUGAAACCAUUUAUCUUUCUUUCGACUCCUCGGCUUGGAUGGUCCUUCCCACUUGAUUGGUUUUACAAUUGCAGGUUUCUGAUUAAGGUAGCUUAAUGACAUCCUUUGAAGGUUUUCCUGCCUACUUUAAACAGCAGGAUAAAAUUGCACAGAGUGCAUCACAUCAGGCGAUAGUCUCAUGGGCAAUUUUAACAUCUCAUCCGUCAGAUCAGUGGGGGAAAAAUGCCCUCAUUACUCCUCUAAUCAGCUCAGUUCCAUCAGGGCAGAAUAUCAACUAGUUUUCCUACACUUCUCACAUGCCAGUACUUAAAGUAGGCUGCAGUGAUUUGGUUGAGAUACUGGUGGACUGUUCAUACCAAAACCACAGAAUUCAUCAUUGCUUCAUAAGGGCAACAACUUUGCAGAAAUAGUGCUUCAGUAAUGUUGUUGGUAUUUCUACUGUUGAGAACAGUUUCAUUUCAUAAGAAAUAGCCAGGUGUCAACUCCAAGGUGGUAGCGGAAUAGCAGCACAACAUGCAAGCUCCUCAGCCCUGGAGUCUACUCCAUCCCAUUUACAUUUUAUUGUUCUUUCUAUGCUUUUAUGUUUUAAAUGUCCCCAUUUAUUAUGGUACCUUACCUUCUUUUAAAUACUUGGACGGAAGGUGUCUUCUCUUGGCCUGGGCCUAGCGACGAAAUGACUUCCGGCAGCCCAGAAUGGCGGUAUAGGCCUAGUGAGGCAGGUUCCAUUGUGACAAUCUCCGAGUGUGGUGGUCUUCUCCAGGAGGAGCAGUCUUGGUGUGGUGUGGAGGGCUAGCCCCUGUGAGGAGGUCUCAACUUAGCAUGAAGAUCUUGUCCUUUCUUUGAAGGCAGCUUCCAGGCCUUGCAGCAGCCCAGUGUAGACGUCCAGACCUGGAGGGGAGGUCUCAUCUCACCAUGGCAGGGCCGUCUUGGCCUGGCACUGCAUUGUGGUUUUGGUCCGGUUUACCAGCGUACCCCAAACCCAGGAGCUGUUAAUUGAACUGUGAUGAAGUUUUACUUUUAUUUCUUCUUAUUUAUGACUAAUUUUGG